AUGGCAACAGUACACAGCAGGGCAAACGGCAAUGGCACUACCGUGAGGUCUGUCAAGCCCGAACAGGCAGAGGACGAGAACAUCUUCCUUUUCAUACCCAACCUGAUCGGCUACUUCCGCAUCGUCCUUGCUGUAGCCUCCCUCUACUACAUGCCCCUCCACCCACGCACAUGCUCCAUCCUCUACAGCGUAUCUUGUCUCCUCGACGCCUUAGAUGGCUAUGCAGCCCGCGCCUAUGAACAGGGCACAAAGUUUGGCGCGGUUCUGGACAUGGUGACAGACAGGUGUACCACAACCUGUUUGCUCGUGUUCCUGGCGCAAGCGUUCCCGCGUUGGAGCAUUGUGUUCCAGGCGCUCAUCAGUCUGGAUCUGGCGAGCCACUACAUGCACAUGUUUGCGACAUUGAGCAUGGGCGGGGGUGAUCAGAGCCAUAAGAAUGUGGAUGAGUCGAGGAGUUGGCUGUUGAAGCAGUACUAUUCGAACAAGGUCGUGCUAACACCCGCUCAGAAAGUCCUCUUCACCUUCUGCGCCCUCAACGAAGCCUUCUUCAUCGCCCUCUACCUGCUCUCCUUCUCCUCGCCCCUCCUCUCCCCAACUCUCUUGGCGGACCACAACAACCCGUCCUCUAUCCAGCCCGGGUCGCCCGCGGCCCCAAAACCAUCGACGUUCUUCGCCAGCCCGUUUUCAGCAGCUGCCAUGGAGAUGGCUCGCGCGAACAAGAUGGACUCGACAGUUCCGUGGAUCGUGAUGGUCGCCUCUUGCCCUGUUAUGAUCCUCAAACAAUGGAUCAACGUCGUUCAGAUGGUCAAGGCUAGUCAGUGGCUGGCUGAGGGAGACAGGGCCACGAGGAAGAAGGAAGGCCUGCCCAGGAAGGAUAAGAAGAGCCAAUGA
Cucurbitaria berberidis CBS 394.84 is the source of this 891-nucleotide messenger RNA. RefSeq lists its product as uncharacterized. The record is from RefSeq and is a predicted model, not a curated record. NCBI's taxonomy places the organism in Eukaryota, Fungi, Ascomycota, Dothideomycetes, Pleosporales, Cucurbitariaceae. The coding region runs from base 1 to 891 and encodes 296 amino acids. Gene Ontology annotation, cellular component: Golgi apparatus; membrane. Gene Ontology annotation, biological process: phosphatidylinositol biosynthetic process. The transcript is spliced from 3 exons. Gene Ontology annotation, molecular function: CDP-diacylglycerol-inositol 3-phosphatidyltransferase activity.